This is a messenger RNA of Xenopus laevis (African clawed frog), 3379 nucleotides long. It is a transcript of the gene asap3.L, whose product is annotated as ArfGAP with SH3 domain, ankyrin repeat and PH domain 3 L homeolog. The record is from RefSeq and is a predicted model, not a curated record. Gene Ontology annotation, molecular function: GTPase activator activity. Bases 595 to 3225 code for a protein of 876 amino acids. Lineage: Eukaryota; Metazoa; Chordata; Amphibia; Anura; Pipidae. The transcript is spliced from 25 exons. Gene Ontology annotation, cellular component: cytoplasm.
GACAGACACCCUUUUUACUGAAAGCUGAAUGUGAAGAGAAUUCGAAAGUGGUGCUGUGGAUUAGUUAGUGCAAGAAGUUUUCCUGCAUAGCUGAGACGAAGAGAUUCUGGAUUUUAUAUCAGUUUUUUUACUUGUUGAAGUUUCUGUGCUGUCUAAGGAUUUGGAUGACUGCAACCAGGAAUCUAAAGGAGCAAUGCAAGGAUGUUUAGAAAAGAAGUCAAGAAUUUCUAGAAAGAAUUGGGUUUGAUCACCAUCACCAUGGUCCUCUCUGGCUGCUCUAAACAAUGCAGUAAUAUUAAUAUGGGUGUUGAAGCUGUUACUGGCAAACUGCAUGUGACCUGGACUGAAAGGGUUUUCUGCAAUGAAACAAAAAUACUUUACUUUUGUCUCCAGUAGAUCUAAAAAGGGCAAACUGCAAGAAAACGUGGAUUACAGAUAAAUUAAAUUAAUACAUUGAUUUUUUAGUCCAAUUACAAAGGAGUCCUUUACUUUAUUUCUGGAUUCAAAUCAAAGAGGAAUCAUGCAGUGAGAAAAGUGUUUAGAUAUUCAAGGUUUACAAUCCAUCAAAAUAAUUUAUCAGUCUGGAUAAGGAUAAUGGAAGAGGAGUUGACCACCAUGCCCGAUCUGAGCCCCCUGUCUCUGUUUCUCGGCAUUACUCCUGAGGGCCACCUGGGUGUCCCUCCCCCCAACUUCAUUACCAAGGUGCAGAAGUGCAGACAGGCAGUCAGUGCUUUGGAGGAGAGUUUAGACACUGAUUUACAUGUUCUGAACAAGAUCCGAAAGAGUGUCCGGUCGAUUUACAGCUCAGGGAUUACUCAUGUGGAAGCCCAGGAGGGAUACAUGGAAGCCCUUCAGUGUCUAGGCAGUAACCAGAUCUGCUCAAACAACCAUGAACUCUCUACAGGUUUCCUGAACCUAUCAGUACUUUCAAGGGAGCUAAGUGCACUCUUCAGUAACAUGAUACACAAUCUUAAUAGCAUCCUCACAUUUCCUCUAGACUCCAUGCUACGUGGAGAUUCAAAGGAUAGCAGACUGGACCUGAAGAAACAGACUGACAGGAGCUGGAAGGAAUAUGAAAUAAAAGCGACGAAGAAAGGUCGCACAGGCAGUUCUCGUGGAGAUACGGAGUUCAGUGAGGAAGCAGAAAGGGAGCGCAAAGUAUUUCAGCUGCACUUGUGUGAGUAUCUGAUCAAGCUGGGUGAAGCACAGAUAAAACAAGGGCCUGAUUUCCUCCAGUGUCUCAUCAAAUUCUUUCAGGCGCAGCUCAAUUUUUUUCAGGAUGGAUUAAAUGCAGCACAAAGUCUCCUUCCUUUUACUGAAAAACUGUCUGCUACACUGCAUAAUAUUCAUCAUACUCGGGACGAAGAGCUAAAACAACUUUCAGAGCAUCGCGAUAACCUACAGAAACAGCUCCAGAUAGAGAAUAAAGAGGAUGGCCUAAGCAGGAAAGAUUCUGGGACUGGUUAUAGUUUGCACCAACCUCAAGGGGAUAAGCAAUAUGGCACAGAGAAAUCUGGAUUUCUGUACAAGAAAAGUGAGGGAAUUCGUAAAGUGUGGCAAAAAAGAAAAUGUGGAGUAAAAUAUGGAUAUCUAACAAUAUCCCACAGUACGAUCAAUCGCCCUCCUGCUAAGAUUAAAUUACUAACUUGCCAGGUGCGUCCAAAUGGUGAGGACAAACGGAGCUUUGACUUAAUCACACAUAAUAGAACCUACCACUUUCAGGCUGAGGAUGAAAAUGAGGCUCUGGUCUGGAUCUCUGUGCUACAGAAUAGUAAGGAUGAAUCCCUGAAUGCGGCAUUUGGUGGAGAUGGAGGAACCAUAGACAGUCCCCACCAAAUAAACAAGCAGAUCAUUAAAGAGAUUAGGUCCUUACCUGGGAACCAAGUGUGCUGUGACUGUGGAGCUUCAGAACCAUCCUGGGUCUCAACCAACUUGGGAAUUCUGAUCUGUAUUGAGUGCUCUGGAAUCCACAGAGAUCUGGGCGUGCGCUACUCCCGUGUACAGUCAUUAACCCUUGACCUGCUUAGUACCUCUGAACUGUUGCUUGCUGUUUCUGUUGGGAAUGCUAAACUUAAUGAAGUUCUGGAGGCAACACUUCCAGCAUUUAAUACUAAACCUAACCCUACCAGUGACAUGAUCACUAGGAAGGAUUAUAUCUCUGCCAAAUAUGUGGAGCACAGCUUUGUGAGCAAAGAACGGACUGCUUCCUUGCACAGAGUCCGUGCUGCAAUUCAAAGCCGUGACUUGACGGCUCUCCUUCAGUGCUUGGCUAGUGGUGCUGAUCUGAGCAAACCAAUACCCAUUCAGGACAGCCAGGAUCUUAGUGAGUCCCCUCUGCACUUUGCCAUCCGUGUGUCUGACCGAAGCUCCCUCCCAGUAGUGGAUUUUAUUAUUCAGAAUGGAGGAGCUUUGGACAAAGUAACUACAGAUGGACAUACUGCACUUCAUUAUGGAGUUAAAUAUAACAAAUUGGACUGCAUACGACUUCUCUUGAGAGCAAAAGCAUCUCUAACUGCAGUGAAUAGUGAUGGAUACACCCCGUUGAUGCUGGCUCAGAGUAUGAAACAUACAGAGUGUGAAGAGCUGCUUGAAAAAGCAGCAACAGGAAAUUUUAUAUGUGAUGUGGAUUUCGAUUGGUAUCAUCAAGAUGAGGAAGAAAGCUACAGCGAAGAUGAUGAAGGAGAAAAGAACAUCUCAACUCCAAUUAAGCUCCCUCCCCGGCACAGCUCCAUGGGUUUGGACAUCAGCAACAAGACUUAUGAAACUAUCAUUUUUCCUGAAAGAGGAGCACCUCCUCACAGAUCUCGGAGCCUGGAGACCCCACCACCACUUCCUGCAAAAAAUCAUCCUCGUAAGUGCCCAGAACAUCCACCCCAGUCCUCUCUUGCCCAGAAUCGUCCUCUCAGUACUGUUAGCCAACCCUCUACAAAUGAGGAAUGGGAGGGUUUCCAAGAAGCUGGGCUGCAACGUCGCUCAUCUGAACCUCCACGAUACUCCAUGGACCAUUCUUCCUCCCCUCUGAAAUCCAGCACAGAUGGAGUGAAGUCAUACAGGAGAGUUAAAGGAACCUAUAACGCCCUACCCCAUGCAGAUUGUCUACCACAUGUCAGAGGUCCUCUCCUUGGCUCUUCCCCAUUCUGUCAUCCUGACUCUGAGAAUCUCACAGGUGGCAUAAAUAAGAAAAGAUGCUCCCAAGAUGAAAAUCAACAGCAAUCACCAAAGUGAUAUCCGUCACCCAAAGGAUUUCUGCCAUGUAAAUGGAAAAAAUAUGGGGGGGAGUCAGUGUUUGUUCACUCUUAGGGGCAGAUUUAUCAAGGGUGGAAGUGAAUUAGAGGUAAUUUUGGAAGUAAAAAAAUUCGAAAUUCUAAGGGGCCGAUUC